AUGCGGCAAUUUUUAGGGAUUUUUGUGUUCCUGCCUGUUUGUUUCUCGAUCGUCUGUUAUAAUGGUCUCAAAGUCAUUCAAGGCACGUCGAUCGGCGAUAACACGGUUACAUGCGGCUCCGCAGCUCAAUGUUACAACAUGAGCGCCCAAGCCGGCCAAUACCUCGAUGUCGUGAAAGCGGGCUGCUCGCUAUGGAGAUGCUUGUUCGCGAGCAACCGCUGCAUCAGCACCACCUUCCAAAAGAUCCCAAUCUCGAUAGAUAAAAAGCAAAUCACCGGCAACACAAACGCCGAGCCGAGCGAGGAAGAAGUCGCCGAGAUGCAGAAGAUUCGCACCCAGUUUGCUGCCGCUGGAGUUGAUGAGGACGCUCCGCGCUCAACUAGGAGUGUAUUGGAAGCUACGAUGCCUGGUGAAGAGGUGGCCAUCGAUGAUAUCCAAGCUACGCCCAGCGCC
Molecule: messenger RNA, 453 nt
Organism: Mesorhabditis spiculigera
Lineage: Eukaryota; Metazoa; Nematoda; Chromadorea; Rhabditida; Rhabditidae
Source: the annotation of a GenBank genome assembly